Messenger RNA from Cryphonectria parasitica EP155, 9153 nucleotides. RefSeq names its product family 4 glycosyltransferase. Gene Ontology annotation, molecular function: glycosyltransferase activity. The transcript has 3 exons. NCBI's taxonomy places the organism in Eukaryota, Fungi, Ascomycota, Sordariomycetes, Diaporthales, Cryphonectriaceae. The record is from RefSeq and is a predicted model, not a curated record. Bases 1 to 8907 code for a protein of 2968 amino acids.
AUGGCUUCCUUCUUCCAGCCUCUGCUGUCAGGCAACACUGCCUCGGAAGUCUGCGGCAACGGCACCCAGUGGAAGAUAUACUGCAACUCCAUAUUACCGAGCGAUGAACGUCUCCAGUACUCAUAUCAAUGGAUCACCUUCAUCAUCGCAAUCGUAGCUGUGGGUGUCCCAACGAUUCUGGCAAUAGGCGAGAGGUCAGCCUGGGCCUUCAGAUCAUGGAGAAAGAGAAGAAAAAGUCGGAACAGAGAUGGAGCACUCGAGCGGGCCAAACGCAUGGAGCCAUCGCCCUGCGUGGACCUGUCGACGGUCAAGUCGUUUGGCGUCUUUGGGAAGGACAGCCCCGUCCCCAAUCUUGGAAAGCUCAACAUCGAGCACGACCUGCUGAUCGUGGCCCUGCCGUUUCUGACGGGGGCGGCUGCCACCGAGGACACUGACCAAGGCUCAUUUUCCGAGACCUCGAGCACCAUCGCCGGUGUCUCCCCAUCCACUCCCGUGCUUGGCCUUGUUGACGGCCAGGACCUGGGCAUCAGCUCUGCGACCGGAUUCUCCCCCUCGACCACCAUCGACUUUCUCUUCCAUGUCUACCACGACAAUGCCGUCGUAGGCCUGGUCCUGGAUGUCGGCAUGGUCCCCAGCUCAGCCCUCCCCUUGAUCCCGCAGAUCAUCAUCGGGCUCUGCGAGAUCCAAGUUCCCGUCGUCCUAAAGUGCCACCAUGACGCCUCAGUGCUGAGCCUGGUGAACCCCAAGUUCCUCUCAGGCCUCAUUGUGGAGAACGCGUGCAUCCUGGAGGACGGGACGAGGAGGGACUAUUUCCGGUCCAUCGCCCUGCGCGACGCCAUGGCCAAGUGCGCAGACCAGCGGGUGGAGAGGCCCAACUUCUUUGUGGGCUUUUUCGACCGCUGGCAUGUACGCCCCUCGGCAGCCGUGGUCAGGAGAUCGCAGAAGCUAGCCGAGCAUUUCGCGGCCGCCUUUGAGCACGGCCGAGCCGCGUCUCCAACCGCACCCAGCGUCAUGCCGACCAAGAAGCUGCCGCUCAGCCUGAGCGCGUUUGAGUACCUGCGGAGGUCCGAGACGUCGGAGCUGCAGAGCUCCUGGAUGCAGCAGAAGAGGCUCACGCACGUGGGCAACGGACGGCGCGACUCGAUCGAAAAGGUGGCCAGCCUGCCGUUUGGCGAGCUCCAGCAGAUCAUCCCCGAGAUCGAUGAGCUCCUGCGGCCGCUGUCGCUCCCCGAAGACCUCCAGAACCUGCGAUCUGAACGGCCCAUCAGGAUUACCCCGCCCGACUAUGUGCCGUACGCCCCAACCAGGGAGGACUUUUGGGAGCGCACGUCGCAGGGGGAGCUGAUUUCGCCCAAUGGCUGCGUACCACUCCUCAGCGAGCCCACCACCGCCCAGCACGACGCCAUCCUGGACACUCAGAUCCAUCUGCGCACCCUGAAGAUGCUGCAGCGCGCCUCGGAUGCUGAGAUGACCAAGUACCUCGAGGCUUUCCAGCAGUACCCUCGUGCCUCCAGGCACUAUCAGCUCGUGCAGUCGCUGGUGGCGGGCCUUAAGGCGCGAAAUAUCUUCAUCUACAAGGGCCUCGGCAGCGGCUUCACCCUCCCGGACAAUGCUGCCGAGUUUUGGGGUGUAUCUGCCGCGCACAAGGUCUCCAAGGACCACUACCUGCAUCCGGACUCGACUCCGACUGAGAUCGACCUCUUCAUUUCACGACGCUGUCCGAGCGACGUGCAGACCAUCCUGCACACGUGGCUCGCGCACCAUGAUGUCUCUCGUGUCGAGCGCUUCGAGGAGGAGCUGCAGUUCGAGCGGGCGCUGGGCGCCUCGGAGGAAGACAUCACGCUUCCCCUGAGCAUUCGCCACCAGAUUGACAAUGCCACGCCGGCAGAGACGCUCUUCCUACUGGAACAGAUCAAGGUGUCGAGCCUGAACCACCACUUCAAGUUCGGGAUCGAAGAGCAGUGCCGCUCUGUGCUCAUCGACCAGACUUCGCUGCAGUCCUGGAACCACGCCACCUCCUUUGGCUUCCUCAGCGGCACCCAGGACAUGGAGUCUCUCCUCCGGCGGCGGCUGCAGGACUUCGUGCGCCUGGGCGCCCAGAAGCUUCCCUCGGUGACCAACCUGCUCCAUCUGUACCACCUCGUCGACAGAAUCGUCGUCGACGCGCUAUUCUCGGCAGACCGCGACAAGCUCAACACCUUGACUGACGCCCUUCUGCACGCAUACGACCCGUGGAGCUCCUGGACCAGCUGCGACCACGUCGACAUAAACGCCGACCUGUUUGCCCUGAUUUUCUUCUCUGCCCUGCGCAAGGGUGCUUUUGAGGACGUCUACGUCGAAACUACAGAUCGCUGCCCUUUCUUCCUCUCCCAGCGCGACCAGGCUGCCGUCUUCUCUGAGCUCUGGGCCCUCGGGUCCCAGUGUGAGGCCUACUUUGGCAUGCUCCCUCGGGAUCUGGGCGAGAUCAUCUACGACCGCUACCGCGAGUUCCUCGAGGACAACCCUCCCCCUAUGGGCUUUAAGGACAAGAAGAUCAUGACGGUUUUUGCGAAGCCUGACCCCAUGCCCGGCGGUGCGGACGAGGAGAUGGGCCCUGAUGGCCCGUCCAGGAAAGACUUUGACAUGUCCAAGACGGUCAUCAACAUCCGCAAGAAGUUUGCCGACUUUGGCGCCCUGUCCAUCUUCUGUCUCCCUGCGAUUAUUGAUAUCCUGCUCUUGACCUUCCUCGGCAGAGGCCUGUUUAUGACCGCCUGGCUGGGCAAUGACCACCUCACCGCUGCAUGCUAUGCGCUCCUCAUGUCGCUGCUCAUCUCGGCUGGUGUCACGGGCUGGGUGGGCAGCAUUGGCAAUUACUACAUCUGCAACUAUGCAUACGACAACAUGAUUUACUUCCACGUCCAGCGGUUGUCUGGUGGGUUUGUCAUUACCAUUCUUGUCGGCAUCGUUGGUUUCAUCAUUUUCACGGUCAAGGUCAAUGUUCUUUCUGGCAUUGUAUUUUUCCUCUAUCUCGUUGCCAUCUCUAUGUAUCUCAACAUUCUUGGCGUCAUGGCAACAAUGCAUCAACGGGGAAGCCCGCUCACGUCGGGCCGUACUGUUCUGUGGCGGACCAUCCCGACAUUCUUUCUCUCACCUUUGAUCUCUACCUUCUCGCCCGGCCACGACCUGCAAAUCUACCUGCCUGUCGCGUACGGAUUCCUGUUUCUCAUCCUGAUCCAGUACCGCAGCCUCUGCCAUGAGUGGUCCACUUGGAUGGACAGGAUUCCCCGUGUGACGGAGAAGGACAUUCUGGGUUGGUACAACACCAAGCUAGAGGCAGAGGCCGGCCAGCCCCUCGCAGACACCGCCUCGGACCGCGACAACAAAGCCACGUCGAGAAUGGUUAAGACGGAGGAGGAGAACAACGUUACGCCCGAGGUCAAGAGGAAGAUGGGUCUCCUGGCCUUCCGCAGGCAGGUUGAGGCCUAUAGCCACGGCGUGCUGGGAUUUGGUGCCACCUCGCACCACGUCGAUCCUGUGGUGGCGCGUGUGGCUAAGGGCAUGCCGUACUUGGACUGGCUGCUGAAGAAGGACGACCCAGCCAGGCCACGCGCGGACACGCUGACGCCUGCCUGGUUCGGACAGGUCAACCAGGCACUCAAAACGCAGGAGCAGAUGGCGCAGGGCCUGAAAGAGCACAACAUCUUCAUCCUCUUCCGGUACGCCCGCUUUGACAUCGGUGUAAGCGUGGGUCUCUUCCUGGUCGCUCUCAUGGACCGCUGGGUCAGCAUUGUCAUGAGCGCCGAGUACGUGGCCAUCAGCGUCUUCAUCGAUGACACAGCCCGCUAUGGCAUCUGUUUUGCCAUCCUGUAUUUCUGCGCCUCUGUCAUGACGCUGGACGGCACGCUGCAGAAGUACUGGUCGGGCAAUUACGCCCUGUCGGACGAGAAACUGCUGGACCUGGACCACGCGGGGCAGGUCGAGAGGGGCUGGGAGACGCGCCGGCGCAAGAAGUACCUGAGCGCCCUGUGCGAACUGUUUCAGCGCCUCUUCUUCUGGUUUGGCGUCUCGUGCAUCCUCCUUUGGGUUUUUGUCAAGAACGCCGAGGUGGUGAUCCUGUUCUACGCUUACUGCAUCGCCUACACGGGCGUCAUGGUCUUCCAAUUUAACCGCUGCUUCACCACAGACGUCAGCUACCAUACCGCCUCGAUCCUGUGCAGCGCCGCAGUGGGUUUUGUGGUCGGCUGCACCAUCCAUGGUGUCUACGGCAACCAUGAGCCCUUUUUUACCGAUGUCAUUGCCCUGAACUCAGCUUCCCUGCUGGCAGCAGCCUUGACGACGUUUUUUGUCUGGAAGGACCUGCACAUGCGAGACUCUACGCGCACCAGCAGCCUCCUACAGACAGGUGCGGGUGCUGACGCUGCGGCGGCGAACUGCUGGACACAGCCCAGGCUGUCCAACCCUAGCAUGGCUGUUUCUGAGACGGCAGAGGUUGUGGCCUGGAAGAAUCUGCCUGGCAACAAGGUCACUUCGGCCUCACACUCCCUCAUCUGCGAGAGGAUUGCCGAGCUUCUGCGCCUGAGUAUCAGUCAGCCCAACCAGCAUGCGCAGAACGCGGCGUGGUCCGAGGAUGUGCUGAAGGUGGCGCUGGAGAUGUGGAAGGCAGGGCAUAUCGAGCUGAACCUCAGCACUCGUACCGCCUUUAUCGACAGGGGCCUUGGGAGUUCCAUGUCCUUCAGCAGGUAUGACGGGAACAUGCUUGAGAUCUCGACGGGUUACCUCCUGGAGGACGAGGUCGAUGUGCCCACGUGGCAGCCCCUCCUGGCAUAUUUUGCCACCGAGGCCAUCCUCUUCCACGUCGCCCGUGCCAUCUUCCACAUGGACCGGAUCCGGGCCAUCCAGGCCGAGCACUUCCUGCAUGAAACGGAGCACAUGUCCCGCCGCAUCGACUUUGAGCUGUCCACAUCAGACCUGCCCACGCUCAUGGACAUCCAACGCAAGACCAACCUCAAGCUGAUGAAGUACCUAUGCAUGGGCGUGCACGUCGACACCAAGUGGAUCGAUCUACCUCCUUAUGUGCGGCAGGUCAUCAUGUGUCGCAUCCUAGGCGAUCCCGUCAGCGUGUCGCGCGACCUGCACGAGUGGAUCGCCACGCACUCCAUCGACCUGCAGACGUGUGACUUCCACCUCGAGAUAGCCCUGGGCAUCUACGAGAAGACGCUGGAGCGCGAGCACAUCAACGCAGAGUACUCUCUCGAGACGGGCACCGCACCCUUGGCCAAGUCGGAACUGCACUGCUCGCCUGUGCACAUCGGCCCAUCCAAAUACGGCUUCCUCCACACUUUUGUGUCUGGAAUCGCUUCUAUCCCGUCCAACUUUACCAAGUGGGUGGGCAUCCUGACCGGGGCCGGGUCCGAUGUCGAACGUGAGCUGUGGUACAACGUGCGGUACUGGUACGCCCGUGGUCCGAUCCUCUGGGUCAUUCUGUCAUUCUGGCGCUUCUGCUGGUUCCUCAAAAACAUCUGGGUCUACGUGCUCCUCAUCUACCACCGCAAGAACCUCGUGCGCAUCUCCCGCCUGGCCAAGAAGGGCGCCUCGAGGACGCUGGUCAAGGAUCGGGUCAUCAUCGAGCAGCCCAGGAAGAUUAUCACGGGUUUCGCCACGCGCAACGACCAAGACUCCAUCACUCUUGACAUUUUCGACAGGGCCCUCUCGACGCGUCCGGCUGCCGAUGUGGAGCCCGUGUCGACGGCCGUGUAUGGUGAGCUUCACCGCCUCGUGCGCCGUCAGGAUAGGUCGACGGGCAAAGACAAGAAGGCCAACCCAUUUGUCUUCUCUACCUUCUUCUUCGCCGAGAGAUCCCGCAGCCGUUGGCCCGCUUAUAAGGAGGUGGUCGACGGCGACAACUUCAAGCGCUGCUUCUACGACAAGUACGGCCGCGUGACCCACGGCGUCAUGAUCUUUAGCGGGACUGAGUACGAGUUCACCUACUCGUACAAGUCCAGCCCCAAGAACAGCCACGAGAUCCUACGUGCUGAGUUCAAGCUGGCCAAGGUGGCCGACAGUGAUAGUUUUGCCGUCUACUGGGGGGUUCCCCUUCGUGCGGACGUCGGUGCCAAGCUCGACUGGGUGCCGUCGGACCGUGUCUGCCGUGUGGUUCGCAGGAUUGGCCGCAAGAGGUACACCACGACCAGCAACUACGCCCACCGCCGCGAUCCGACCAUGGUCACCAUGCUUGAGGACAAAGACACGCGCUGCAUGGUCGCCCAGCCGCCGGAGGUUUUCCCCGAGGAAGCCAUCAUGCAGAUGCGCCCCACGGAUGUCGCCUUUGAAAAUGACGACUUGCUGAUCCGCCAUCACCGGGAUGACGUGCGCCGAAUCUUCAAGUACGCAGGCAGGAAGCUCAGCGCCAGGUCCGUCUCGACCAUCCUCAACCCGGGCGCCUGGAGCUACUUCUCUAAGAAGAAGAUCUACACGCGUGUGCCGACCUGGUGGCUGCGCACCGAGCUGUGGAACAACUGGCUCAAGUCCAACUCGCUCGACGGCAUCACGGCCUGCUGGAUGGACGAGCUGAUUCUGCGCGAGGAGCCCACGCUACAGCGAUACUGGAGCUAUCGGUCCUCUGGCCGUCUCACCUCUGCCAAGAAGGUGCUGGACGACAACAUCGAGCAGAUUGUCGCCGCCAUCGAGAUUGAGAAGGAUGUCUCUGAAGUGUGCAUGUUGCCGAUCAAGGCGGCUGAUUUGUAUGCCAUGGGUCUGGGCAAGGAUGCCAACCAGAUGACGACACGCCCCGAGGAUUGCUUCAAGGACACGGCAGACCGCAUCUCUGUCAUCUUUAAUGAUGUCGGCUGCUGGCCUGAGUCGCCUGGUGGUGUGUCCAACUGCCGCCGUGAUCUGGUCAACGGGCACAGCACGAUUCGCAACCAUGUCUUGGCCGAGUCAGCCAACGAGUACGGUAUUCCGCGCUUCCAGAUCGAGAAGAACGUCCAGUCGCUCAAGAUCCUCCCACUCUGGGGCCUGGACGGCAAGACGCCCAACCAUGGUGUCAUUGACAACCUGCUGCAGUCCGAGGUGGACCGCAAGAUUGGCAACACGGAGAUCAGGCGCGAUAUCCUCGGCACUUUUGUCCCCAUCCUGAAGCAGUUUGUCAAGGGUGCCAGGACUCGCUCCUUCACCCGUCCUGACCUGCUGCACUUCAGUAACGUCAUGCUCACCAUGUUCAAAUACUUUGAACACAAGGACUACAAUGUCACCUGGAACAGCAAGGAGGUGGCCGCGGCCUGGGUCGAAGCCUGGCUCGAGAGCUACGACGACCCUAACAUCAUGGACACGUACGAAUCCUUUGAGCUGUCGCGUCCCACCAUGACCGACUUCCGCGACGCCAUGGCCAUCUACAAGUCGUACUUUUUUAUCUUCAGCGUGCAGACGCCCGAGAACUGCCCGCAGGUCUUCCAGAGCACCCACCACGGCAUCAGCAGUCUGUUCGGCAUGCUGCUCAAGUAUAAGCGCGGCACCACCUUUGGCAUUUGGGACCACGCCAUCCUCUGGCGCGAGUGCUGUCUCAACAUCUCACCCGCUCAGUGCGAGCUGUCCAUCCCCGUGCAGACCAUGCUUCUGGCGGGCAUCGGCCUGGCCACCAAGCUGGCCUACUUUCACGCCGACGUCAUCCUGCCCUGCACCUCCUUCUUCAAUCCCAUCUGGGAGGCCGACCUGGGUACCGACCGCGGCCAGGUCAACCACCGCAACCAGUUCCGCCGCAAGAUCGACCCGAUCGUCAAUGGCGUCGGCAACAUGGACGCCUUCGAGCCUGUGGAUCAUGUGCGCACCGAGGUCCCCACCGUCAUCAUGCUGUCCAACGUCCAGUUCAUCAAGGACGUGCGCACGGCUGUCCUGGCCGCUGAUGUGAUCAUCAACAAGUUCGGCUUCAAGGACUACAAGCUUGUCGUCUACGGUGCACAGGACCGCGAGCCCCAAUACACCAUCGACACCAUCAAGCUGAUCCAGCAGUGCAAGAUGAGCGACAAUGUCACUCUAGGCGGGUUCGGUCGUCCCCAGGAAGUUCUCAAGGACGCCUGGCUGUUCAUGAACUCGUCCCUGUCUGAGGGCCUCCCUCUCGCCAUCGCUGAGGCCGCCCUCGCAGGUGUCCCCAUCGUUGCCACGUCCGUGGGCGCCACCGCUCUGGUCCUGACCGACCCGGACGACUCGAACAAGAAGUACGGUGAGGUGGUGCCACCCAAUGACCCCGUGGCCCUUGCGCGCGCCCAGAUCUCCAUGCUGUCCAUGGUUGGGGCCUGGACCAAGUUCACAGGCGAGGUGGGCGAGAAGGAAGCCGUGCCUUCAUCGCUCGCGCUUCCCGACGUAAUUCAGGACACGGAUGUGGAGUGGCUGACGCGCCGCAUGUACGAGAAGGCCGAGUUCCGCCGCAAGCUCGGCAUGCUCUCGCGUGGCGUCGUGCUCAAGGGGUUCCACGGGAAACGUUACCUGCGCGAGCACGAGCAAAUGUACUGGAUCCAGUGGCACAUAGCCCAGAUGCGAGCCGACGAGGGCCUCAUGGCCUCCGCCCACAACAGUUUCCGCUUUGGUGCUCCCGUUCCUCUUCGGUACAGCGAUGUUUCCGAGGAAGAGCUGUGGGCCGAAACGGAGGACUUUGGUGUGCUGGAUGUAACGCAGUACAGAGGCAAUAAUGAAGAGUCCCGGGCUCUGGAGGAAAGGCGGACGAACCCUUAUGCUUCUUCAAUCAGAUAUUAUCAGGGACCGAUGCGGAAGAACAGUAUUCGGUGGCAGGAGUUCCCGGCCAGUACGAGAGGCUCUUUCCUGACCAUCGGGAGUGGAAGUGGGUAUGAGGGCAAGAGGUUGAGCAAGGCGCCGAGACGGCCUUGGGUCGAGUCGAGAACUGUUUCUUAUGCAUCUUCGGCGGCUGAGGUUGCAUAGUUAUUCUUUUUUUCUUUCUUACUUUGUUUUUUUCUCCUUCUCGCUGAUUUUUCAUGCAUAUUCGGCUCUGCAAAAAAAAAAAAGGGAAAAAGCGUUGGGCAUGAUAUCCGGCGUUUGUGGCUUUCGAAUGAAUCAUUUUGGUGGUCAUCACAUUAUGAUUUCUUAUUUACAUGAUAAUAUCCAACUAUAUAGAACCUUCAUUUGUCUAUCUGGAGAGAGAAUAAUAUAUAUGCCUUAUACCCUGUC